Messenger RNA from Funneliformis mosseae, 819 nucleotides. Lineage: Eukaryota; Fungi; Glomeromycota; Glomeromycetes; Glomerales; Glomeraceae. The record is from the annotation of a GenBank genome assembly.
AUGAAAAACUUAGUUGAAGAUGAACUUGUUGUAGAUUUAACAGAUAAUAACAAUGCAUUGGUCAGUAUAAAGGAUGAUAAUAAUGCAUUGAUUAAUGCAAAAGAUGAUAAUAAUGUAUUGGUCGGUACAAAGGGUAAUAAUAAUGCAUUAGUUAGUACAAAGGAUAAUAAUAAUACAUUUGCUGAUGUAAGAGAUGAUUCAUCAGCUAGUAUAAAAGACGAUGAUUUAUUAGCUAAAGGUGAUUCAGAAACAGGCAUUUUAAAUAAUUGGGAUGUUGAAAUAAAUAGUUUGAAUUUGAUGGAAAUAUCAUGUCAAGAAUUAGAAGAAAGUGUAGAUAAUGAUAUUCAAAACAAUAAUGAUUGUGAUUUUAAUCAAAAAUUACAAAAAUUAGAACAAAUUAUUUUGAAUAAUAAUAAAAAGCAAAAUGUAUAUGAUUACCUAAGAUACCAAUAUAUACAUGCAUAUUUUACAUAUUGGAAAAAAGAUGGAUUAACACAGAUGAAGGCAAGUGAGAAAGUAUUGGAGGAAAUUUAUAGUAAAGGAAUUUAUAGAUCUAGAGUAAUUUGUAAAUUAGGUGAUUAUUGGAUUAAAUAUAAUACAUUACCUAUUUCAUUACAAGGUCAUCAUCAAAAAAUAAAAUCAUUUAUUGAUGAUGAGGAUAUUAUUAAUUAUAGUUUGAUAUAUAUUCAUUUCAAUAGCAGAAGAAUAAUACCACAACAGUAUAGAGAAUUUAUAAUAUCAAAACUUUUUCCUCAAAUGGGUAUUAUAAGGUCAAUAUUAAUAAAAACAGCAAGAAUAUGGCUUCAUAAGUUGGUUUAA